This is a messenger RNA of Brachypodium distachyon (stiff brome), 1179 nucleotides long. Its product is annotated as probable NADPH:quinone oxidoreductase 2. Lineage: Eukaryota; Viridiplantae; Streptophyta; Magnoliopsida; Poales; Poaceae. Gene Ontology annotation, cellular component: cytosol. The transcript is spliced from 3 exons. The coding region runs from base 224 to 853 and encodes 209 amino acids. Gene Ontology annotation, molecular function: oxidoreductase activity; FMN binding. The record is from RefSeq and is a predicted model, not a curated record.
CCACGCCACUAACGACGGUCUUUCCUGGAACCAAAUUCAAGUUGGCAACUUAGCAGGGAAAACGUUUCUCCCCAUUACUUUACCCGCAACCGCAAGCACACAUGUUCUUCCAACGGGUCGGUCAAAGACAGUGACACACAAGAUUCAACCGGCCGUGAGCGAGUAUAUAACGAGACAGCGAUCCUGUGAUCAAGUUGUGAAAAACCUGGGUUCGAUCGAAGAGAUGGAAGGGUCGACGGCGGCGAAGCGGACGACGUUAAGAGUGGCGGCGAUCUCCGGCUCGCUCCGCCGGGCCUCGGCCAACACCGGCCUCAUCCGCGCCGCUGCGAAGAUGUGCGAGGACUCCAUCCCGGGGCUAGUGAUCGACCACGUGGACAUCGCCGACCUGCCGCUCCUCAACACGGACCUCGAGACGGCCGGCGGAGGGUUCCCGGCGGCCGUGGAGGCGUUCCGCGCCAAGGUCCUCGCCGCCGACUGCUUCCUCUUCGCCUCUCCCGAGUACAACUACUCCAUCUCCGGGCCUCUGAAGAACGCGCUGGACUGGGGCUCGCGGCCGCCGAACGUGUGGGGGGACAGGGCCGGCGCCAUCGUGAGCGCGUCGGGAGGGUCCGGCGGGAGCCGGUCGCAGUACCACAUCCGGCAGGUCGGGGUUUUCCUGGACAUCCACUUCGUCAGCAAGCCCGAGGUGUUCGUCAAGGCGCACCAGCCGCCGGCCAAGUUCGACGCCCGCGACGGGGACCUCGUCGACCCGGAGAUCCGGGAGCAGCUCAGGGAGCUCCUCCUGGCUCUGCAGGCCUUCGCGCUCCGGCUCAUCCAGGGGAAACUCGCGGGCUCCGACGGGCCUGGAAAUUGAUUGGUGUCUGCUGAAUUGGUUGUGGAUAAAGUCGUCGAUUCGGGUUGAUUUUUUUGGUCUGUGUGUGUGUAUGUGGCCGGUACUGCUCCAGAUGUCUGGAUUGAUAAUGCGUAGGGCGUCGUAGUACUCUACUUACGAUGGUUGCUUCAAUAACCCGUCGCCAACAAACGUGGCUCUGGUUUUAGAGUGCUGCGAACCGUGCAUGUCCAUCCCGUCCCGUGAUUUUGACGGGCAUCACACACAAUAUAAACACAUUUUAACGGAGAUCAUCACCACAGGUUUGUUACCCCUCCGUUUUCAAAAUAAACGACGUGGAUUUGUAUUGA